GAGUGUAUCAUUGACGAAGACUGUGAAACAGGGAAAUAUUGCCAGUUCUCCACCUUUGAAUACAAGUGUCAGCUCUGUAAAACCCAGCGUACACAUUGCUCACGGGAUGUUGAAUGCUGUGGAGACCAGCUUUGCGUUUGGGGCGAGUGCAGGAAAUCCACUUCAAAAGGAGAGAACGGCACCAUUUGUGAGAACCAACACGACUGCAACCCUGGAAUGUGCUGUGCUUUUCAGAAAGAACUACUGUUUCCUGUGUGCACUCCAUUACCUGAAGAAGGUGAACCCUGCCAUGAUCCUUCAAACAGACUGCUCAACCUGAUCACCUGGGAACUGGAACCUGAUGGAGUACUUGAGCGAUGCCCAUGUGCAAGUGGCUUGAUCUGCCAACCUCAGAGCCACAGCACUACAUCUGUGUGUGAACUGUCUGCCAAUGAAACCAGGAAUAAUGAAAAAGAAGAUCCUUUAAUCAUAGAUGAGAUGCCCUUUCUCAGCUUGAUACCCAGAGAUAUUCUUUCUGAUUAUGAAGAAAGCAGUGUCAUUCAGGAAGUACGUAAAGAAUUAGAAAGUCUGGAGGACCAAGCAGGUUUGAAGCCUGAGCCUGACUCGGCUCAAGACCUGUUUCUGGGAGAUGAAAUUUAAAGUUCAAACACCAGACAGUUUCGUUAGUUAUUUCUAGAAAUUUUUGUCUAGUGUCUUGCUUAUAUAAACCCUAAACACAUACUGCUGGAUAGAAGUGCAAUAAACAAGGUCUUCAAUGGGCAUCCUUUUCUGUGCACCAAACCUGCAUGUGCAAAUUAUUG
Molecule: messenger RNA, 800 nt
Organism: Fulmarus glacialis (Northern fulmar)
Lineage: Eukaryota; Metazoa; Chordata; Aves; Procellariiformes; Procellariidae
Gene: DKK3
Product: dickkopf WNT signaling pathway inhibitor 3
Exons: 4
Biological process (GO): multicellular organism development; negative regulation of canonical Wnt signaling pathway
Cellular component (GO): extracellular region
Molecular function (GO): co-receptor binding; receptor antagonist activity
Source: RefSeq, a predicted model, not a curated record